UAUUCACGGUCUAGCCAUGGAAAGUUUCAGCUGAGAAUAAACAACCCCCAGCGACUGAAGGCAGGGAACGAAUAAGACAGUCCAUAUUUAAAGAACUGUUGGAUUCUGAGCUUGCAAGCUGAAUAAUUUUGAGGAAACACCACGGAGAAUUAAUGUUGACAUCUCUAUGAGUCUCGCUAUGGAAGAGAGGACCACAGAAGACCUGCUCUUCCGAGACCAGGACUUCUCCUCUGAACUGCUAAGGCAGCUUAAUGUUUUAUGGCAAAACGGAAUCCUAACAGACGUCAUUCUGUGCACGAGUGACAUCGAAAUCCCUUGCCACAGGAAUGUGCUUGCUUCAAGCAGCCCUUACUUCAAGGCAAUGUUUUGCAACAACUUCAUAGAGAGCUGUCAGGAAAAAGUCAACCUCCAAGGUAUCGACUCGGGCAUUCUUCAUUGUAUCAUUACUUACGUCUACACGGGAGAGAUUCUCAUAACAGUGGAGAAUGUUUUGCAUCUGAUGGAGACGGCUUCCAUGCUCCAGUAUGUGAGACUGUUUGAGGCCUCUUCGGCCUACCUCCAGAACCACCUCACACCAGAUAACUGUCUCAGCAUGAUCAGGGUCUCAGAAAUCUUACACUGUGAAAGUCUCAACAAGAAAGCAAAAGCGAUGGCCCUGAAGCAUUUCCCUGAAGUAGCCACUUCCGAAGACCUGAAAGAACUUUGCGCCUUGGAAUUGUUGAACUAUCUUGGAGAUGACGAGCUCUGUGGAGAGGAAGAGCAAGUCUUUGAGGCCCUCAUGUCCUGGGUUCGGCAUGACGUCCAAGCACGGCAAGGCUACAUCCAAGACUUGUUCAAGAAGGUAAGGAUUCAGUACGUCCACCCUACCUUCUUCUUCCACUUCAUUGCCAACGACUCUCUCAUUCAGUCAUCACCCACUUGUCAAAGUAUCCUGGAACUGGCGAGUAAGCAGAUGUUUUCUUUGUACAGCACCAGCGCUCCUGAUGUCAAGCCCAUGUGGCACGUUCCACGGCGAUAUUCAUACCGAGAGUUCCUCGUCCUGGUCGGUGGUCGGAAGGACAACCAGCAGACCAUGAGGGAUGUAUUGCUGUAUGAUGAGAAGACGAGCCAAUGGUUGACCCUUGCCAAAUACCCAGCACGUCUCUAUAAGGCCUCUGCGGUGAGCUUGCACAGUAACGUGUAUCUCCUUGGGGGCAUCCCCAUUGGCAAUGGGAAGGGGCAAGUUAGCAACAAUGUUUACAUCUUCUCGCUCAAACUUAAUCAGUGGCGGCUGGUAGAGCCCAUGCUGGUUCCACGCUAUUCCCACAGGAGUGUUGCCUAUAAAAACUACAUUUUUGCCAUUGGAGGUAUGGGGGAGAACCAGGAAAUCCUAAAUUCUAUGGAAAGGUAUGACAGCAUCUACAACGUUUGGGAACAUAUGGCAAAUAUGCCCGUGGCUGUCCUUCAUCCGGCUGUGUCUGCUAAAGACCAAAGAAUCUACCUUUUUGGAGGAGAGGAUAUUAUGCAAAAUCCUGUCCGGCUAGUACAGGUAUACCAUGUGUCUAGGAACAUGUGGUUCCGAAUGGAGACCCGAAUGGUGAAGAAUGUCUGUGCACCCGCAGCUGUGAUUGGAGACCGGAUUUUCAUUGCUGGAGGGUAUACCCGGCGAGUCAUUGCUUACGAUACUAAGGCCAAUAAAUUUGUGAAGUGUGCAGACAUGAAGGACAGGAGGAUGCAUCAUGGUGCGGCAGUGAUCAAUGAGAAGCUGUAUUUGACAGGAGGCCGCUUCCUCACCAGCGACAAUGCUAUUGAAGACUCUGAUUCACUCGAGUGCUAUGACCCCAAGAUGGACACCUGGACUUCAAAGGGGAAACUGCCACACAAGCUGUUUGACCAUGGGUGCCUUGCUCUCCAGUGUGUCCCCUACUCCAGCCUCUUGGGGGAGGAGGACUGAAGGUAAUGGGUGUUGUUUUCUUAAAGUGAAAGGUCCCUAUUGUUAUCCCCUUAGUGAAUUCUCACACACAGUUGCCAAGGAAAUCACCAAAAGGGACUUGAUUACUGAGGCGGUAAACUAGGGUGACAGUUUCCUGUCCACUCCCUUGUUCUGCCAUGAAGUCAAGUUAGCUGUCUAUCCAAGCUGUAGAUUUGGGGUGAAUAAAAGGACAGUAAAUGGUUGAUCGUGUAAUUAUUUACCGGGUGGGGAACUGUUUGGAUUUUUCAACCUCCAGCACCAAAAGAUUUUUCUCCAUCAAUUCUGAGUUUACACUUUUCCUCACAGCCUCAAAAAGGCUUUCUGGGAAACCUGAGGAACAUCAAGAGAGGCCAAGUAUAGGUUAAAUCGAUGUGCCUUCUUAGUAAUGCCAUCCAGUCAAUGAUAGUAGUUAGUUCUUUUGUUGGUCUUCAUGAGUAUGACCUUAAAUCUAAGUGUUCAUGCCUCCUUAAGAACAGACAAUGAAUGGAAUUAUUCACUUACUAGGAAAAAGGCCCAUUGUGGAAAUAAAUACAACGGCCUCUAGAAAGAGUCUCUGGGCGGG
Molecule: messenger RNA, 2513 nt
Organism: Gekko japonicus
Lineage: Eukaryota; Metazoa; Chordata; Lepidosauria; Squamata; Gekkonidae
Gene: KLHL38
Product: kelch like family member 38
Exons: 4
Coding region: 167-1933 (588 amino acids)
Molecular function (GO): protein binding
Source: RefSeq, a predicted model, not a curated record